AAGAAAACAAAAUGAUCUGUUUUUAAUUAAUUAAUGAUUAUUGUUAGGAUUUAUUUUUGUGACUAAACCAAAAAUAAGGGUUGGGAGUUGGGAAACGUUGAAACGCAUUAUUUUGAGUGAUUAUAUCUUAUCCACGUGAUUCAUAGUUCAUAGUUACAUUACAUAUCUUCCUUCCCAAAUCAAUCAGCAAUGGCCUCUGUCACAUUUGAAAGAAACCACAUUUGUUUGUGUUUAUGUUUGUGUCUCUUCCUUCAAGUCUCCGCAAUAAAACCGGCAUCGUCAACUUCUACUUCGGACCCAAUUCCAUCGGCGUGGCCGGAACAGUUCCACUCGGUUCUGUUCAUAAACAGAAGCGGCAAUCUCCAAAAAACUGAUUUAUGGUACGAUUGGCCCAAUGGACGCAACUUCAACAUCAUCCAGCAUCAGCUUGGAAUUCUCAAAUACGACCUUGAAUGGAACAAUGGCACCUCCUUUAUCUACACUCUCGACCCUUUCAACCACACUUGCAAAUUACUUCAUUUCGAUGUCGGUAUUCUCCGACCUAAUUGGCUCGAUGGUGCUACCUAUUUGGGUCAACAAUAUGUCGACAAUUUUCUCUGUAAUGUUUGGGAGAAAGUCGACUUUAUUUGGUACUACGAGGAUGUCCUUACUCAAAGACCUGUUAAGUGGAUCUUCUACUCCGGAAUGAUUGCUCACGUGAUGACAUUUGAGGUUGGUGCAGUGCUGGAUGAUGCCCAUUGGCAGGCUCCUGUUUACUGUUUUAGUGAGUCUGAGCCUGAACUCCAGACACACAACAGAAGGAGCGACUCCUUAUUAUCAGAUUUAGGACCUUCUGCUGGUUUUCGUGGGACGUUAAUGAGUCAGAUGAGAUGAGAUAGGCCACCCAACAUUACCAUAUAUUAAAGUAAUUGUGAGACUAGUAUUUGUACUGUAUCUCUAUCUAUAUGCAUUUUGUUUUGUUGGGAUGCAUAUUAAGCUAUUAAUUGUAAAAGAACCAUUGGUUUUUCUUUGCAUAAUCCAAAGUCCAAACAUGUAUGUUUCAAGUCUUCCCAGGUAUCUUCUAUCAAAGUCUUGUUGGAAGCUGCACUGUAAUUCUAAGUUUGGCUAUUUGUUCUUGAAGUAGAAUUCAGAUAGACCUAGCCGACAAUGUAUUGUGACCUAGGUUUGUGUGUAGGUGAAUAGAAUGACUAACUUAGAUUUUCUGGCUGAA
Messenger RNA from Cicer arietinum (chickpea), 1210 nucleotides. RefSeq lists its product as uncharacterized. The record is from RefSeq and is a predicted model, not a curated record. Lineage: Eukaryota; Viridiplantae; Streptophyta; Magnoliopsida; Fabales; Fabaceae.